This is a messenger RNA of Octodon degus (degu), 2751 nucleotides long. It is a transcript of the gene Pecam1, whose product is annotated as platelet and endothelial cell adhesion molecule 1. The record is from RefSeq and is a predicted model, not a curated record. Gene Ontology annotation, biological process: cell surface receptor signaling pathway. The transcript is spliced from 17 exons. The coding region runs from base 340 to 2559 and encodes 739 amino acids. NCBI's taxonomy places the organism in Eukaryota, Metazoa, Chordata, Mammalia, Rodentia, Octodontidae. Gene Ontology annotation, molecular function: transmembrane signaling receptor activity.
GCAGAGAAGCCUGGUUCUUCUUUUUCCCCGUUGAAAAGUGUCUUCCUUGAAGGACAGCAGUAGAGGGAAGCAUUUCAGAAACAACGCGACACCCUCAGGACAAAGAUAACACAGUUGGGACGGCGUCGUGACUUGCUCCCAUCCAUGUGGAUGGUCGCAGCCCUCUGACUAAUGUUUCUGAUCCUACUUUAGGACACAGGCAGUGGCCCUGUCCGUAAGGAGAAGCAACGCAUCCGGCAGGACUGCCUCUAGGGCCUGCCGCAGAGAGGCCGACAGGGCACACGGGAAGGCAUGGCCCAAAGGCAGGACUGACUGUACCAGGCAGCCCCGGCUCUCAGGAUGUGGUCAGUGUGGAGCCAGAAGAGCACCAUGUGGCUGGGAGCCCUGCUGACUCUGCUGCUCUGUUCGCGCCUCCAGAGUCAGGAAAACUCCUUCACCAUCAACAGCAUCCACAUGGAGAGCCUGCCCCAGUGGAGGGUGCAGAACGGGCAGAGUGUGCACCUGCAGUGCACUGUGGACAUCAGCACCACCUCGCUCAAGAGGCCCCAGCACCAGGUGCUGUUCUACAAGGACGACGUGGUCUUGCGCAAUGUCUCCUCUGUGAAGAAUGCAGAGAGCUUCUUCAUCUCGCAAGCCCGGGUGCACGACUCGGGGAUGUACAAGUGUACCGUGCUCCUGAACAACAAGAAGAAGACCUCUGAGGAGAGCCGGCUGUUGGUGCAGGGGAUGCCGAAACCCAAGGUGACGCUGGACAAGAGGGAGGCCAUAGAAGGCGGGGUCGUGACUGUCAACUGUUCUGUCCCAGGGGAAAGGGCCCCGAUAUAUUUCAAGGUUGAAAAAUUUGAGCGGGAUCCAAAAACUAUCAAGCUCACAAAAGAAAAGAAUUCUUUGGAACAGAAUUUUGUGACUGUGGAAUUCCCAAUUGGAGAGCAGGACUAUGUUUUGUACUUCACCUGCCAAGCCAGUAUUUCUUUGGGGUUCCAAACCGAGACUUCUGAGACCACCAGGAGUGAAGAGGUCACCGUGACAGAAUCCUUCUCCACUCCCAGGUUCCACGUCUCUCCCCGGGGGGUGAUCACAGAAGGAGACCAGCUCGAGAUCAAGUGCACCAUUCAGGUGACGCCCCUGGCCCACGAGACUCCGGAAAUCAUCAUCCAGAAGGACAAGGCCAUUGUGGCCCACAGCAGCCGUGGCAGCGAAGUUGCCUACUCGGCCAUGGCCAUGGUGGAGCACAACGGCAACUACACGUGCAAAGUAGAGUCCAGUCGUCUGUCCAAGGUCAACAGCAUCGUGGUCAACAUCACAGAACUGUUUCCCAAGCCGAAGCUGGAAUCUUCCUCCGUCCGUGUGGACCAAGGUGAGAGGCUGGACCUACGGUGCUCCAUCCCAGGAGCGCCUCCAGCCAACUUCACCAUCGAGAGGGAAGGCACCAUCAUGUCCCUGGGCCAGAAUUUCACCAAAAUCACGGAUGGAUGGGAGAGUGGGACAUACACCUGCUCUGCAGGCGUUGGCAAAGUGGUCAAGAAGAGCAAUGCCGUCCAGAUCAAAGUGUGCGGAAAUAUCUCCAAGCCCAGGAUUUUCCAUGACACCAAAUCCGAGAUCAUUAAAGGACAGGCCGUGAGAAUCAGCUGCCAGUCUGAGAACGGAACCUCCCCCAUCACUUACUACCUUCUCCGAGGCAGUGAUAUUUUAGAGAACAUCACGAAGACCUCGAAUGACCCUGCAGUGUUCCGAGACAACCCAACGGAAGAUGCAGACUACAAGUGCGUGGCCGAUAACUGUCACUCGCACCUGGAGGCGUCCAGUGAGGCCCUGAGCAUCAAGGUGAUAGCGCCCGUGCACCAGGUCAAGCUCUCGAUCCUGAGGAACUCUGAGGUGGAAACUGGGAAGGAGAUUGUGCUUCAGUGCUCCGUGACUGAAGGGACUGGUCCCAUCACGUACAGGUUUUACAAAGACAAGGAUUCCAAACCCUUCCACCAAACCAUCUCGAAUGACACUCAGGUCAUUUGGUAUAAGGAACAGGCCAGCAAGGAGCAGGAGGGACAGUACUACUGCAUAGCCUUCAACAAAGCCAGCGUCACCCUGAGCAGCUCCCACAGCAACGUCUUGAUGGUCAAGGUCUUUCUUGCCUCGUGGAAGAAAGUGCUUAUCACAGUUGUCGUCCUGGGCGUGGUCAUCGGCGCCUUGAUAGUCGGAGCCAAGUGCUACGUGCUGAGGAAAGCUAAAGCCAAGCAGAUGCCUGUGGAAAUGUCCAGGCCGGCAGUCCCACUUCUGAAAUCCAACAACGAGAAGGUGGCAGAGCCUAGCAGCGAAGCCAACAGUCAUUACGGUUACAAUGAUGAAGUUGGAAACCAUGCAAUGAAGCAACCAAAUGAAAGUAAAGCAGACCCAGUGAACUCAGAUGUGGAGUACACAGAGGUGGAAGUGUCCCCGGCAGAGCCCCACCAGGUUCUAGGCACGAGGGGCACAGACACGGUGUACAGUGAGAUCCGGAAGGCCGAGCCUCGUUCUGGGGAACACAGAUAUUCUAGAACAGAAGGCUCCCUUGACGGAUCGUAGGACGGCAGAAGCAGGCGCGCGUGCCGGCAGGACGUCCACAUACCAAGGAGAGCAGAUGAUCCCCAUGUGUCACGACCUCUUUCCACUCAAUAAGCUGCUCCGCUCCCAUCUAACUAGAAAUUCCUCAGUCCAAGGCACCAGUUCUUAAAUCUGUCCUGUUGUGUUAAUGUUAGGUAUAAAGAUACAGAGGGA